AUGCCGGUGGCGAAGCGAGGACUUGUUGCGCCGCAGAACACCUUCCUCGAGAACGUCAUCCGGCGCUGCAACAACGCCGACACUUCCUUCAUCUUGGCCAAUGCCCAGGUCGUCGACUAUCCCAUCGUCUACUGCAACGAUGUCUUUUCGAAGCUCGUCGGAUACUCCCGCGCCGAGAUCAUGCAGAAACCGUGCUCGUUAGUCGUUUGUAGCGUUUACAUCAGAGAAAAGUAAUUUUUAUCCAUUGACCAAAAGUACUGAAAAGCAAACUUGUUAUUUCAAAGCGAUGAAGUGUUAAUUAUCCUGAAACAAUUUUGAGAACGGCUUUUCGGCAAAGGCAAUUUUAUUUUCAUAGCAAUUUUUUGUAUGAUGGCCUCCCCUUUUUAUUUUUUAUGCUUUGGGUUUUUUUGGGGUUUUUUUCUGAUCAAAAAAACAAAAAAAUAAUUUAUAAAAUCGUCUAAAAAAAUACAACUUUCAGAUAUUUCUGAAAACUUGCCAGUUCAAGUUGCCAAAAAAAGGGAAGAUGGUCGUAGAUUUAAUUUUUUCAUUAUUUACAAAGAGGCUUUUGCAAGAAUAAAUGUUCGGUUAUCAGGCUUGUAAAAUCGGUUUUCAGACUAGCUUUCAUGCACGGGGAGCACGGAGAAGCCGGAAGCUUGCAGAGGAUCCAGGACGCUCUCGACAACUCGCGGACCGAGCAAGCGGAAAUCGGGUUGUGCCGCAAGAACAGUUGGUGGAACUCCCUUACCUUUCUCAAGUUGGGACGUUUCAGAAACGCCGAUUUGGUUGCUGGUCCACCUGGCACCCAUCAAAAACGACAAGGACUCGGUGGUUCUCUACCUUUGCCAGUUCAAAGACAUAACACCCCUGAAACAACCUCUAGACGAUGAAAACAAUAAAGGUUGGCACGCCGUCGAGCUAUUUCCAGCCGUAACGGAAAGAGUAGAAGCUCAUGUUGUGCCAAGGCUCAGUGCUGCAUUAUCCGUGUUAUCACAGUUCUGGCUGACAAGAUAUUCAAAAAAGAAAAUCAUAUUCUCUGCGAGAAUAACGAUUUGAAUUUGCAGGUCUUUCGCGGAUUCUGCAAAUAGCGAGGAUAGCCAAGUCCAAACAGCAGUUCAAUCAAAUCGAAACCAAGGACUUGCACAAGUCCUCAGCCAACACCUCUUCAAACUUCAACCAGGUUAUCAAGGUUCAGCACUUGCCUCCUUUUUUGUUUCCUUUUUUGCUUUGUGUUCGUCGCGCAGUCGCUUUAUGUUUUUUUUUUCUGUUCAUGCUGAUAACAAAUGAAAUUUCGAAAAUUUGAGAAUUUUGAAAGAUACUGCGAAAAACAUUUUCAUUUGCUCUCGGCUGUUCCCUACUUAUUUCUUGCCUCGGCGAUUUCGCCAUGUCUCUACCGGCAAAUGUUUGAAUUCACAGCGGCCAGCAGACUUCUUUAUCUGGAGAACUUCAAAGAUUUUUGGCUCAAUAAUGUUGUGAGAAGAAGGAAUUUUCAACAAAAAAUUUGACUUCGAAAACUAGAAAUUAUUUGAUCCGAGUUUUUCACUCUCCACUAUCUGAGUUUGAAGUGGACUAUCAUGUGCUUUAAGGAAUUUCUAUCGGGAAAAGGGAAAACAUCAGCCAAUUUGAAACGAAUUGAAACUCCAUUAAAAUGAAAAAUAUGAAAUUCAAUUCCAAAAAUUUUUUUAACUUUUUGUUUCGGUCUCUAAAGGUUUUCAAAGUCGAUUUUUUGAAAAAAAAAAAAGCCUUAGUUUUUUGCAGAGCUGCCAAUUAAUGAAAAUCAUCAAAAAAAAUUUUAACUAGACUUAAAGAUGGCUGAAAUUCUCAUUAAAGGCUCUCAAACUGAAGUUUUUCACUUUUUUCUCAGUGUUUUGAGGCUUUUUCUAUAUACUCCUUUUGCCUCAACUUGAGACACGGUGAUGCGGCCUUUGCGGUUAGGGAGCGUAACGAUUGUGAAGCAGAACUGUUAUUAAUGUUAAUCUCAGCGUGUCGUUUUUUCAAAACAGAGUUACUCAAACUAUCUCUUGGGACUUUUUAAACAAUAGAGUCGGAACUUUGGCUAAUUGUUCCUGAAUGAAAGAAAAACAUAUAUUUGAAGACUGUUUCAAAUGCGUCACAAUCGCCGCGCCACAGAGUUUCAAUUCUUGAGGAACUCAGUUAAUCAGUAUUCUAAUGAUAUUCAGAUAAGUUCCUUCGGAUUAUUGAGAAGUUUAGGCGUUUCAAUACAAAAAGUGUCGCGACGCGCACACGAGUGUCAGCCGAUCGAGAACGAUUUUUCUACGAGGACAAAAAAUAUUUCAGGUGAUGAACCUCGGCGGCGACAUGCUGCCGCAGUACAGACAAGAGACGCCAAAGACUUCUCCCCACAUAAUACUCCACUAUUCUUCGUUCAAGACUAUUUGGGACUGGAGUAUCCUUGCUCUAACCUUCUAUACCGCUUUUAUGGUGCCUUUCAACAUAGCCUUCAAAAACAGGUUGGUGUCCUUCCUUAAUAUGAAACUCGGCAAAUGUGUCACGAACUAACUUUCCAAACGUUUGCUCAUCUCGAAAAAAGUAGAGAAGUUUAAGUUUUGUUACAGUUCUUCAUUUUCGUCAUCAACGCUGCAAAAUGAUGAAUUAUUGGAUUUUGCCGUAUUUCCGGAUGAGUCAACGAGGGCUGCUCCUGUUCCCACAGCCACCGUAAUGUGAAUAUUAACAAAGAAAUUUCUAUCCACGAGAAAUCAAUUCGGCGUUGUGUUUCGUGACACAUUUGUUUUUCCUUUAAAUAGCACUGCCAAAAUAUUUUCGUUUUUACAUAUAUUUUGAAAUUCUCCUAGCCUUUUAAAAAAUUUCGGAAAGAACAACAAACCAAAGUACAACACAUUGAAAUAGUUUGACCUUUUUGUACAUUCUCACUCUAUCAGCGACGCGUUUUUGUCGCUGAUAGAGUGAGAAUGUACAUUUUUGUUAUUUUUUCCUGAUAGUUUUGAUUAGAGUAAAGAGGGCGCAGAGAAGUCAGAAUUUAUUAAUUCGUGGCUGAAAAGCAAUUAAUUUGGAUCUGAGGAGUAGAGUCUGUUCAGAUUUUGAAUGUCAAGUAGAAUGACGUCAUUCGAAAACGCUCUGUGGAUGGCUCGCUCUCUGAUUGGUUUGUCGCACCAUUAGGAAGCGGAGCUUCAGGGAGGACUUGAAAUUUAAAAUCUGAACAGACUAUAAACGGUCUUCUGAUUUUUUUUUUCAAGUAAACUAUUUUUUUCACACAAAAUUGUUAUAUUUAUAGCCUAAAGCCUUUCUUCAUGCAACCUUUCAGGUAAGAGAUUUUUUUGGGAUAUCUGUUGUCAAUGUUGAAUAUUUAUUUUCUUGUAAUCUCUAUAAUUCGCUCUCCGUUUGGUGGUUUCAUUUCUCUUAAUAUUUCGUGAGCCUGUUAAGCACACUAGCUUCGUGCUGUUUUUUUUUCGGAAAUAUUCUGUUUUUCAAUGACUUCGUAAAGAGGGGUCUUUUUCAGCUCAAGAGAACUGUUUCGAAAAUUCUCGCAAUCAAGUUUUUAAUAUGCAUGCAGAAGAAGCUUGAACACUAUUCUUUGCGACUUCCACAUCAAAUUCAGAAGAAAAAAACAAUAAAAUAAAUGUUCGAAGGUUCAGAGAAAGUCCCGGAGGCGGCAUCGAUUCGGUUGCUUUGAUGGACUCCAUCGUCGACGUCAUUUUUUUUGCCGACAUCUUAUUGAACUUUCAUACAACUUUCGUUGGCCCCGGCGGCGAGGUAAAAUUUUUGAAUUGAGAUUUUAGCAGGCUCUUCCACUUCAAAUUUUAUAGAAAAAGCCAUAAGAAUUUUUACCCUCACAUGCUUUCUUCGCUUUUUUUCCAAAAAUGACUUGUUAAUGACAGAAAACUCUGCCUUCAGGUGGUUAUCGAACCAUCCGUCAUUCGACAUAAUUAUUUCAAAUCUUGGUUUCUCAUAGACCUUCUGUCUUGCUUGCCGUACGACAUUUUCUACAUGUUCAAAAGAGAUGAUGAGGUAAAACAUGGAAGGUUAUUUUGUCUAUUUUGAUUCAGAGAAUCGGGAGCUUAUUUUCUGCUCUAAAAGUUGUGCGACUGCUCCGGCUGGGAAGAGUGGCCAGAAAACUGGACAACUACCUGGAGUAUGGAGCCGCCACACUGCUCUUGCUUCUAUGUGCCUACGUUCUUGUCGCUCAUUGGCUAGCAUGUAUUUGGUUUAGUAUAGGAGAUUUUGAAGUGCGGUUAAAGGUUGAGAAACGGUUCCGACAUCAGUAAUCGAACUUUGUUUCUCAGAUGGAAAACUUUUCGUUACCCGAUGGCUGGCUAUUCCGCUUGGCAAACGAUCUCAAGUCGCCGUACAACUUCGAUUUGUCCAACAGAUCGAGACUUGUCGGUGGCCCGACCCGGGCUAGCGCCUACAUCUCAUGUAAGCUUUCAUCUAUCUUUCACUCCAUUAGCCACAAUCAAUUUGAAAAAAAUCUGACCUGUGAGUUUCGGUGAUAGAAAGGAGAGCGGAAAAAAGUAUCCAUAUUUCGUUGAAUGAUAUUCAACAAGAAAUGUAAUAAAGAAAUUUUAGCUCUGUACUUCACAAUGAGUUGUAUGUCUACGGUUGGAUUUGGAAACAUCGCCAGUACGACCGACAACGAAAAAGUUUUUUUUUAGGAAACGUUUGAGUCCAAUUCAUUUGUCUUGCAGGUGUUUGGCGUUUGUAUGAUGAUAAUAUCUGCACUUUUGUACGCCGCCAUCUUCGGUCAUAUGACAACUAUCAUCCAGCAAAUGACGUCAGCGACCGUGCGCUAUCACGAAAUGAUCAGCAACGUGCGCGAGUUCAUCAAGUUGCAAGAAGUACCGAAAGAACUAGCCGAGAGAGUCAUGGACUACGUUGUAUCGACCUGGGCAAUGACAAAAGGAAUUGAUACUCAGAAGGUUCGACUAUGUGGGGUUUUAUGAAAACAACUGCAUUCUAAAACAAGGUUCUUUGAAAAUUUCCUUCAUCAUCACAAAAAAACUUCCCCUUCCAAAUGUUUAUUGUUGCGUUCGUUAUUUUUUAUUCUGAAUAAUCAAAGUUUUUGAAAACAAGCAAUAUCUUUUGGUUUCAUUGAGGGAGAUUCUAUGACGAUUUGUGUUUUGAGAUAACUUUUCAGGCUGCUUUGUGCUCUAUAUUUGUUCUAAUAGUCUCGCAGUUUUCUCGUUAGAUCAACUUACCAAAUUUCAGGUUUUGGCCUACUGUCCAAAAGACAUGAAGGCGGACAUCUGCGUCCAUCUCAACCGUAAGGUCUUCAACGAGCACAACUGUUUUCGACUGGCGUCUGAUGGCUGUCUCCGCUCUUUGGCCAUGUAUCUUGAGUCGAAUCACGCGGCUCCUGGAGAUCUGCUCUACCACACCGGGGAGUCUGUCGACGCCUUGUGGUUUGUGGUGAGCGGCUCUCUGGAAGUGAUCCAGGACGAAGAAGUCGUCGCUAUCUUGGGUGCGGAAACUUGUUGAUAGGCUCACUUGACUGGUGUCUACAGGCAAAGGAGACGUGUUUGGUGACGAAUUCUGGAAAAACAACGGCUCCACGGGUCAGUCGGCUGCCAAUGUUCGUGCCCUGACAUACUCCGAUCUUCACAUGAUCAAGAAAGAUAAGCUGAUGGAGGUUGAAUCUAGGCUUUAGAAAGCAGUCGAAGCAGUUCCUUUCAGGUCCUCAACUUUUAUAAAGCUUUCGCCAACUCGUUUGCCAGAAAUAUGGUCCUCACAUACAACUUGACACAUCGCAUGAAAUUUCGCAAGGUUCGGCUAGUUUUCCAGGGACCUUCAUGGAUUUGAUUCAGGUGGUUGAUGUGAAACGAGAGAAAGAGCUCGAUGCGCGACGCAAGAACGAAAAACUAACGUUGCCUGCGGACCAUCCUGUCAGAAAACUGUUGUUCCGAAUGCGAGAGCGUCACGGACCUCGUAUAUUCCCAAGCCCUAUGUUCGCUGACAUAGAAAAGGUUCAGAUGUCUUUUGAAUCGGGACGUUCAGAAACUACUGGGAAUAAAAUCAUCUUCUAAAAAAGAGGGAAUUAAAAUGUAUAACUAUAUCUAAUUGCAGCUUGAAUUCCACGUCAUGAUUAUUUCAUAUGUUUAAAAACAGUAUCGAAGCUUUCAAAAAGGUCUUUUGUUCCGUCUUUGCGCCAAGGAAGUUAGAAAAUUGGCAAUCAUAAUUCUCUACAACAAUUUUCACACAUCUCGUUUGGUUUCAUUCAAAGAAAAACAUUCUCUAAUUUAUCAAUAAUUUUUGGUGACUAUUUUAUUACUGAAAACUUUCACGCGAAAAACAAAAAAGAAUAUGUAUUUGAGCAUUCUAAACCUUGAUUUUUUGAAAAUUUAUUUAGCGGAACAACCGAGAAACGUGAUUCACAUUUACUUUUUAUUUCCUGUAGUAAAUGGUUCAAUUGUUGGGUUUUUCAGGGAUUGA
Messenger RNA from Caenorhabditis auriculariae, 6402 nucleotides. The record is from the annotation of a GenBank genome assembly. Lineage: Eukaryota; Metazoa; Nematoda; Chromadorea; Rhabditida; Rhabditidae.